CAUGCUUUUUGAGUCGUUUGAAAAUAAAGAAAACACGUGACUAGUGCUAAAAAGGGGAGGACGUGUGGUGGUGAUGCAAUCACGCUAGCCAAUGCUUAGGUGUUGUUGGAAUUCCGAGAAAGACAUGAGCUUGUCAGCAAAGACCGUUGUUUUGGAGCUUAUUAUGUUGUACCCAGAAUUUCCUGUUUCUCCAAUGGCGGCAGAUCUGUGCAGCUCUUUCUCCUAAAUCCCCAGGUGAUUGGGAGAAAAGUUUUAGCACAACAAUUGUUUGCUUUAUGUUGGAGCUUAUGUGCAUUGUAUGGAUGAUAAUAGAAGGAUUGGGUGUAUGCCUGGGUUUUUCCAGCUUUUAUAUCGUCAUCACAUAUUCGCCAGCAAGAGACUGCAUACCACUAAGUGUCUUACACCCUUUACAGAGGUUGAUGACAGCACAUCAGAACUGGAAAAUACAACCCCACCACCGGAAACCGGGAAGGGAUCGGCAGAAGGAUAUCCAUCUAAAGUGGUGGCAGCACCACCUAGUCCCACAAAACGAUCCAAAGAGUCUCCAUCAGCGUUCAGUUCAGCUACAACACCUUUGAUAUCUCCACACACUCUUCCAAUUUUUGAAGUGAAAGAUGGGGCAAGGCCUUCUUGGAAGAUCCAUAAAGAAGCUCCUAGGCUCUCACUUGACAGCCGAGCCACAAUUGACUUUAAAGGAAGCCUUCAACCGAAGGAGCUCAAGCGGCCAUCUUCAUAUAUAUCAUCAAACCAUUGUGGAAUUGCUAAAGACAUGGUUUUUACUAAUGAUGAUGAUGUCAAAGCUCACCGACAUCCCAGUGUCAUUGCAAAGCUGAUGGGACUUGAGGCAUUGCCGCAAUCCGUUUCGGAGACCAUACAUGGAGCUGAGCUGAGAAGAUCUGCUUCAGAGUCAAGAGUUUCAACAAGAGACUUGUUUAACUGUCAUACCAUUGAUGGAAAUGACUUCGAGCUCAAGGGAGCCAACCACUUGAACUCUCACACACCAAAUUGUAUAGUGGCAGAUAAUGAUGAAAUCGACAGUAGGAAGUCUAUGUCAAGAGCUUUAAGUUCAACAUCAUGGAGCCCACCACAACACCGUAGAAGCUUUUAUGAUAGACUUGACAUUUUUCCGGAUCCUAAACAGGCAGCCCCACUUCAUGUAGAUAUUGUCAAGAGACUUGAUGGACCUUCUAAAGAUCUAGAGACAUUGAAGCAAAUUCUAGAGUCCUUGCAACUCAAAGGACUCCUGCGUGCCAAAAAGCUUUCUGGGAAAAUUAAUCAGCUCAAUGUCAUAUAUGAUGAUCCAAGUUUCUCUUUUGAGGAGUCUGAGAUAGUAGUGAUGAAACCUUCCAGAUCCAUCUCAUCAAUCAACAGAAAGGAUACAAAAUUCAGUGAUGGCAGUUUGAGGUGUUCAAAUUCAGUAAUAAGUCCCAGGUGUCUAAAUGUUGACCCCCAACAAAGAGAGAGUGAGUCAAUUGAAAAUCAAAAGUUCUUUCCCUUACAGUCACAUAAAGGUAUUUCCAGGAGGAGUAUAUCCGAGAAAAAUAUCAUAAAACAGUCGGGGGCUACAAAUCCACGAGAACAUGUUCAUCAGGAAGAGGAGAUCACGACCCUUGCUGCGAAAGAGAGAUUGAAUAGAGAAGAGAACAAUGAAGGAAGAAACCUUUUGAAGAGGUGUGACAAGCUGAUUCAUAGUAUUACAGAGAUGACAACAACAGAUCUGCAACCCAGCCCAGUAUCAGUUUUGGACUCCUCAUUCUACAAAGAUGAGUCACCAUCUCCUUCUCCCACAAGGAAGCGACGCAUUGGAUUCUUAGGCGACUUCGGCAAGGAGGUAUCAACCACAGAAAUUUUACCUAUCCAAUUGAAGUCGGAUGAUGCAGCCUUUGACUCUGAUUUUAGCUAUAUCGCAGACAUUGUUAAGGCUUCACAUUACCUCCCCAAAGGAUCAGACAUCUUUCUACUACUGGAGAAACAACAUUUUUAUAAACGAGAAGACACAUCAAAAAAUUGUAGACUGCAAAGAAGGCUGAUCUUUGACACUACCACAGAGAUUCUUUAUAGGAGUGAGAAACAAGUGCCUCCAUGGAAAGUUUAUUCACGGCCAAACUGUAUUGAUGCAAAUUCAUCCACGGAAAAGGUACUGUCGGAGUUCCAAAGAAUCCAAGAACGGGGAAGUUCGGAUGACUUGUUUGAGAUCAUUCACACUGCUUUAAAAAAAGAUCUGGCGCAAGAUGGUGUUAAUGGCUGGGGAGAUUGUCCAGUAGAGAUGUCAGAGGCAGUGUUGGACAUAGAACGGCUUGUAUACAAAGACUUAAUGGGAGAAGCUAUCCGUGAUCUAGCAUCAUUUGCACCAUCUCGUAGGAAGUUAGUCUUUUGAACUGAUAGAAGCCGACCGACUGCUUCUGUUAUAUGCAUCCUACUGUUCUAAGUUGGAGUCAGAUGCCUUUAUAAUAAUUCCAUACAUGCUUAGGCGCCUAGUUGACUUUCAUUCCUAUCCCCUUUGUAUCCAAUUUAUGUUUCAUUUUAGGUACUACUUUUAAAGGCUAGCUUAGCUAACAACAGAUCAUUCCAAUAAUUAGAUUUGAAUUAGGUUUGAAUGAGUAGCAGUUAGAUAUGGUGUGGUAUGAUCCUAGCUAGUCUAUUCUGAGAAUAUGUUUGUGUGUUUUGGUUUCUUUUAGUCUGAGUUAGUUUGAUUGGAUAUUAUGUCAACUUCAAUAUUAUUAUAUUUAUGAAUAAUAGUGUAUCAGAGUUCAUA
This is a messenger RNA of Cuscuta europaea, 2755 nucleotides long. The record is from the annotation of a GenBank genome assembly. NCBI's taxonomy places the organism in Eukaryota, Viridiplantae, Streptophyta, Magnoliopsida, Solanales, Convolvulaceae.